This is a messenger RNA of Stegastes partitus (bicolor damselfish), 2963 nucleotides long. It is a transcript of the gene xk, whose product is annotated as X-linked Kx blood group (McLeod syndrome). The record is from RefSeq and is a predicted model, not a curated record. Lineage: Eukaryota; Metazoa; Chordata; Actinopteri; Pomacentridae. The transcript is spliced from 3 exons. Gene Ontology annotation, cellular component: membrane. Bases 287 to 1732 code for a protein of 481 amino acids.
GUUAUCUUCCCACCAGCAGACACUUCAGUGCGCACCGGAGAGCGCAGCGCCUCUUGCGCCCCCAGCAGUCUCUCCUCGGGACGACACUCUUCUGAGAAACCGUCCUGCCUCCCUCUCAAAUCGAAUGAGCUGCUGCUGCGGCGGCGUGCCUCCGACUGAACGCCGUCCCGUCCAGCUCGGCUCGGCUCGGCUCGGCCGCCUCAGCGACUGAUCCGCGUAAUGGACGUGCGCACCCCGAGCGAAGCAGCAGCGCGCCGCGUCCCUCAGAUGGCGGAGUGAAGUGAGGAUGCGACUCCCCAGUUCCAUCUUUGUGUCGGUGUCUCUGUUCACGGCCGAGACCACGGCAGCGCUGUACCUCAGCUCCACGUACCGCUCCGCAGGAGACCAGAUCUGGCAGGGACUCACGCUCCUCUUCACGCUCGUACCGUCCGUGCUGGUGCAGCUCACCCUCACCUUCAUCCACCGGGACCUGAGCAGAGACAGACCGCUCAUCCUGCUGCUGCACAUCCUGCAGCUCGGUCCCAUCGUCAGGUGUCUGGAGGCGUUCUGCAUCUAUGGCAGCGUGGGCCGCGUGGAGGAGCCUUAUGUCAGCAUCACCAGGAAGAAGCAGAUGCCCCGCGGGGGUCAGUCCGAGGAGGUGGAGCGGCAGGUGGGGCAGGCGGAGGGCAAACUGUUUACACACCGAGCAGCCUUCGCCCGCACCUCUGUCAUUCAGGCCUUCCUGGGCUCGGCCCCCCAGCUCACCCUGCAGCUCUACAUCUGCGUCCUGCAGCAGGGGGUGUCCAUCGGGAGAGGCACUCUGAUGGUGAUCUCCCUCCUGUCCAUCGUGUACGGAGCUCUGCGCUGCAACAUCUUGGCCAUUAAGAUCAAAUACGACGACUACGAGGUGGACGUCCGGCCCAUGGCUUAUCUGUGCAUUUUCCUGUGGAGGAGCUUUGAGAUCGCCACCCGCGUGGUGGUUCUGGUUCUGUUCAGCUCUGUGCUGCAGCUCUGGAUCCUGCCCGUGGUUCUGCUGAACUUCCUGGUGUUCUUCCUCUACCCCUGGAUCUUGUUCUGGCAGAGCCACUCGCCAUUCCCCGAGAACAUAGAAAAAACCCUGACCAGGGUGGGAACCACCAUCGUGCUUUGCCUGCUCACCUUCCUGUACGCGGGCAUCAACAUGUUCUGCUGGUCGGCCGUGCAGGUGAAGCUCAAUGACCCAGACCUCAUCAAUAAGUCCCAGAACUGGUACCGCAUGGCCGUGUACUACAUGCUGCGUUUUGUGGAGAACGCCUCGCUGCUCCUUCUGUGGUACAUCUACAAAACGGACUUCUACAACUUCAUCUGCGCCCCGCUGCUGGUGCUGCAGCUGCUGGUCGCCUAUGCCAUCGCCAUCUUCUUCAUGCUGGUGUUCUACCAGUUCUGCCAUCCGUGUCGGAGGCUCUUCUCCUCCAGCAUGACCCAGGGCCUUUGGGACUGCUCCUCCCUGCUCUGCCUGAUGUGCAGCUCCACUUCGCCACAAAACAGGCCGAUGGGAAAGGCCGUCCUGGAGCCUCCGAGCCCGUCCACGCACAAAGAGCCUCCCGGCGACCGAGCCCACGACACGGCCAGCGACACCACGGACGACAUGCCCAACGACACAACGUACGACAUGCUCAAUGACACGGUGUACGACAUUCCUACUGAGACGGAGGACAAUAUAGCAGGUGGAAUCAAUGGGGACAUCGGCCACAACGUAUCCUGCAACGCUUAAAGCACGACAGUGGAUUGUGACGUGCCAUUCAGAGACAGUUAUCAUAACCUUUUAAGUGCCACAUGGAUCCCUCUGUGAGUUGAGUUUACGCUCCUUUUUUGGUCUCAUACGUCCAUCUCAGCUCCGACAUGAAGCAAAAAUGUGUCCUUAACUCGAGACUUUUCCUGGUUGCAGACAUGAUUCACGUGCAGAGGUGGUGCUUGUCUGUCUUAUCAGCUAACAUACUAACCUUUCAUUCAGCAGCCUUUAAUACAAAUAAGAACCCCCCCCACAUGGACGCCACCAUUACGUCUUUAUUUCUGGAGACUGUGUCCACUUAUAUGCUGCAUUACUGAUCACAAGGAGCCAUGCAUUUUCAAGUGAUUGUAUUUAGCAUCUCUCUUUGGCAUGGAGGUGUGCAUGUAUGGAGGCGUAACUAUCCCACUGCGGGGUGGUAGGGGCGGGGUUUGGUACAUUGAUUUACUUCUUCUUCUCUCAACCCUCUCGCUAGUUUUAUGGCUGCAAGCAAUCAGCUUUUUUUACUCCUCGAUAAGAGCUUUAUGAAUAACACGCGCUGCUUCUGUGAUGUGCUUGUGCUUGAUGAAGAGACGUUAAUCUCCACAUGUUUUUGAUCACCAAACGCGUUACUGUAAAGCACGGACAUUCCCAAGUAUGUUGUGUGUUUUUAUGCACGUUUACAAAAAAAAAAAAAGGAUUUAAGUGGCUUCGGUCGAACACCGUCGAUCAGCAGCUGAAGUGAUGUGAAAUGCUUUGUGUGUACGUAUAUUUGCGUUUUUCUGAUUCACGCCCGUCCGUCAGCUCUGUGUCCGUACGUCUCAUUAGUUAGAAUAUUUACACUGACUGCACACAAUAAUUGAUUAUAUCCAACUGAAAAAGCAUCAAUGUUUGGAAUUGUAACAAGUAUUUCUGCUUAUUUUUAACCUUUAACAUAGAAGUUGCCCGUGUGUGAGUGUGUGUGAGUGUGUGUGAGAGAGAAAAUGAGUGUGGUUGUUUUUGCACUAACUCCUUUUUGCAAUGUAAUCUGCAGAGGGACGAUGACCUCGGGAAUCACAUGAAUGCUCCGAAUAUUUGUACAAAUAAGACAGGCAUCUCUGAAGUAAAAAAAACAAAACAAAAAAAGAAUAUGAAGAUCUAUUACACACAUCAGACAUGCUCAUAGACAAGAUAAGAAGCAUUUAAAAGAUGAAAUCCUACUUAAAAAUCCAAAUAAAUUUAUAUUUCUAUGUGACAA